CGACUUGCAAUAAAUUCUUUCUACAUUUAACACUUUCCCCGCUCUACUUCACACUUCCCCCAAAUACUUUCUGCCUUUUUUGCUUAACAAACACUCCUCUAAUUUCCAAACUCUAAAAUCCAAUCAAAACGACAAACAUUUUUGAUUCGUAGCCCUACGCAUAAGAUUCCGAACUAGUUUUCGUACGCAUAUUUCUUGAAUUUGCGUUUUUACGAUUACACUAGGGUUUUUGCCCAGAGUUUGGUGAUCAAAUGUUCUGGAUUUUAUCGGUAUAUCUAUUUUGAGUGAGCGAUGGAAGUGGAACAAUCAAAUCAAGGAAUGACAAUUGAAGAGGCGUCAAUGGAACAAAGCAUUGGAUUUGUUAAAGCCCUACAGGAACUCAAAAACUUAAGACCCCAGCUUUAUUCGGCAGCAGAAUAUUGUGAAAAAUCUUACCUUCACAGCGAUCAAAAACAGAUGGUCCUUGAUAACCUGAAAGAUUAUGCGAUUCGAGCCCUAGUCAAUGCUGUUGACCAUCUUGGCACUGUUGCUUACAAACUCACUGACCUUCUUGACCAACAGAGUUCAGAAAUUUCAUCAACAGAGUUACAUCUUACAUGUUUACAUCAACAACUUCUUACAUGCCAAACAUAUACGGAUAAAGAAGCCAUCAGACAGCAAGAAUUAUUAGCAGUUUUACCAAGGCAUCACAAACGUUACAUUUUACCUAAUUCUGUCAACAAAAAGGUCCAUUUUAGCCCUCAGAUUCAAACUGAUUCAAAUGCAAGACAAAGUAAUCUUCAACCACGAACUCGCCAAUUUACUUCAGGUACCCCAGCUUCAAAUACUCUUUCUUGGCAUUUAGCAACGGAAACUAAAUCUACUUUGAAAGGGGGUUCACGCCCAUUGAUGAGCAUGGAAGAACCAAAACCAUCUCGCCGAACUCCAUCCAAUGGUGAAGAGGGCAUGCAGAAAAGGGCAGAUAAUCUUCGGUUGUCGAAUGUGGGGCCUGCUUCUACCACAGCUAUGCAGACACUUGGCAUCAUUCAACGGGAUCCAAGUGAGGGUCAGAAGCCAAUGACACCGUUCCGAUCAUUUGACAACCAAACAAGACAUGAAAAGGAAAAGUCAAAGGCACCCGGUCGCAGCAAAAGUCUCUUAUCCGCUUUCUUUGUCAAACAAAAGCCAACCAAACAACAUCAACCCCCCAUUUCAUUUUCAUGAAGCUUCUACAAGUGAACGGGUGGGUGUAUGGGAAAGACCAAAGAAUAGUUUUACUAUGAAAGAGAAAGAGUAGUUAGUUAGUGAGUGUGGAGUGUGGUUGUAGUUUGGAGUUGUAUAUGGUGUGUGUAACAAAUGCAUAAAGUUUGUCUAAUAAAUACACAACUAAUCCUCAUCUUUAAAGAAACUUAACAAUACUUGCUCUCACAAA
Lactuca sativa (garden lettuce) is the source of this 1411-nucleotide messenger RNA. RefSeq names its product ABI-1-like 1 (gene ABIL1). NCBI's taxonomy places the organism in Eukaryota, Viridiplantae, Streptophyta, Magnoliopsida, Asterales, Asteraceae. The record is from RefSeq and is a predicted model, not a curated record.